Messenger RNA from Penicillium antarcticum, 1236 nucleotides. RefSeq names its product putative PP-loop ATPase superfamily protein. The coding region runs from base 1 to 1236 and encodes 411 amino acids. NCBI's taxonomy places the organism in Eukaryota, Fungi, Ascomycota, Eurotiomycetes, Eurotiales, Aspergillaceae. The record is from RefSeq and is a predicted model, not a curated record. Gene Ontology annotation, biological process: tRNA wobble position uridine thiolation. Gene Ontology annotation, cellular component: cytosolic tRNA wobble base thiouridylase complex; mitochondrion. The transcript has a single exon. Gene Ontology annotation, molecular function: tRNA binding.
AUGGCUCCCACAGUGUGUUUCAACUGCAAGGAGGCGCGAGCCGUCAUUAUCAGGCCUAAGAACAGACACAAACUCUGCCGGGCCUGUUUCAUCCAGAUCUUUGAAACCGAAGUCCACGAGACAAUCAUCGGCACCAAACUUUUCUUCCGCGGCGAGCGAGUGGCGAUUGGAGCCAGCGGCGGCAAAGACAGCACAGUACUUGCAGCAGUAUUGAAAACGUUGAAUGAGCGAUACGAUUAUGGUCUGAACCUAUGCCUGCUCUCUAUCGACGAGGGAAUCCGUGGUUAUCGCGAUGACAGUCUGGAAACUGUAAAGCGCAAUGCAGUCCAAUACGAGAUGCCCCUGGAGAUCGUCGGAUACGGCGAGCUUUACGGCUGGACAAUGGAUCAAGUGGUGGCACAAGUUGGCAAGAAGGGUAACUGCACCUACUGUGGUGUAUUCCGGCGACAGGCUCUCGACCGAGGCGCUGCUCGUCUGGGCAUUAAGCAUGUUGUCACCGGCCACAAUGCAGACGAUGUUGCCGAGACUGUCAUGAUGAACCUGCUGCGUGGUGAUCUUCCCCGUCUGUCGCGUGGAACCAGUAUCGUGACCGACUCCGACGCUUCGGAUAUCAAGCGCAGCAAGCCACUCAAGUAUGCUUACGAGAAGGAGAUUGUCCUUUACGCCCACCACCGCCAACUCGAUUACUUCAGCACUGAAUGUAUUUACUCGCCUGAGGCGUUCCGUGGUAGCGCGCGCACCUUGAUCAAGGACCUGGAAAAGAUCAGACCCAGCUCCAUUCUUGAUAUUGUCAAGAGUGGCGAGGAUAUGGCUGCCCUUGUGCCCGUGGAAGUCCGAGGCUCUGGCAAAUCUAAACACGCAGGAGCAGAAGACGAAUCUGCCGGUGGCUGCGGUAGUCAGAACGGUCGAUCUAGCGGCGGAGAAAUGGCCGCUAUGGAGAAGCAACUUACUGAGAACGACGCUGCCGAGUCACGCGAGACUGAGAUUAAGCUUCCAGUGGCUACAUCGAAGAAGUCUAAGCCGGCUAAGCCGGCUAAGCAGAUCAAGGGGCAAACCAUGGGACACUGCGAGCGCUGUGGCUACAUUUCUAGUCAGCGGAUUUGCAAAGCCUGCACACUACUAGAUGGGCUCAACCGGAACAGACCCAAGACGGCAAUCGAAGUUGGCAUGGAGGACGAAGAAGGCAGUUCCACUUUGAUGAGACAGAUGGAACGUGCCCAGCUCGGGGCUACCUGA